Messenger RNA from Hyaloscypha bicolor E, 1305 nucleotides. RefSeq lists its product as uncharacterized. NCBI's taxonomy places the organism in Eukaryota, Fungi, Ascomycota, Leotiomycetes, Helotiales, Hyaloscyphaceae. The coding region runs from base 113 to 865 and encodes 250 amino acids. The transcript is spliced from 3 exons. The record is from RefSeq and is a predicted model, not a curated record.
UGACCUCAAGCUUCCCCGCAAUCGCCCCAACCUGCUGCUGUACAAUCCAAAAUCAGCGUUCGCCAGAUACGCCCUUAACAGCAGAGUCGAUUGACUUUGACACAAGUGCUAGAUGCCAUUCAUCCAUUCCCAUCCAUCUCCUCUCCCCAUGUCGGACACCAUGCUCCUCACCAAACGUCUCACCACCUUCCUCUCCCAAAACACCACUCCGGCGCUCCCAACCCUUCUCCUCCUCUCUCCAACCGGCAAGCUACUCUCCAGCUCCAGCGCCCUCCCCGCCUCUACCCUCCGCACGCAAGCAACACUCGCGUCUUCCCUAUGGACGCUCUACCAACCCGCCGCCUCGCCCCUCAUUACCUCCGCCAUCCCUCUCCAGUCCCAUUCCCAAUCAAAUACUCAUCCGCGAGGCUCAGAUGCUACACUCUCAUCUACCACGACGGCAGCAGAUAACGAUCACGAUCUUGCAUCCAUCACCGUACAGCUCACACACGGCGUAAUGGUUAUCCGGACAUUAGGCUGCGGUUUGCUGUUCGUGGCGAUUGGACCCUCUUCAGUAGCAGUUUCGAGUCCGUCGCAGACUUCAAGGGCGCAGUCGAUAAGCUCACAUACACAUACGAGCCCGCCUUCUUCGCCGCCGGGACAAGGGCAUGGAGAGAAUGAGUACAAUGGGGAGGGAGCACAUGAUGGUGGUAAUAGUCUAGGAAUGGGACUGGGCAGUGGUAGUGGGGCGCCGAGUGAGGCGGGCAGUGUUAGGAGUACUAGGACGGCGAGUAUUAUGGGGGUUAAGAGGCAAGCGGAGGAGGUGGGCCGGUGGUUGGACCGGCAGUUGGAAGGGUUUCAGUUAAGUUCUGUGGAGGGAAGAUGAAGGGAUCUGGUUUGAAGAUGGAUAGGCACGCAGGGACACAUGCGGGUGUUUGAGCAUUGGAGGAUGUACGGAACGAAGAAGGAAGGCGAAGGCAGAUUCCGGUCCCGUACGGAGCAUCGGGCAAGAGGGGAGCUGCUCGAAUGUACAAUAAAUGCAACAGCACGGGCAUGGAGUCAGUCGUGAAGAUACCAUAAAAUCUGGCGCAAUAGCCCUGGCUCAAAAGCACACCGAACCUUCUCUUGCUUAAUUUGAGAAGUCAGGUCCGAAGACGUUAAACUACACUGACAGCAGUCCUGCAGGAGAGCUUGAGUUACACAGAAAAUGUAAUGCUGUAAUUGGUUUCUUUUUCGUUUCUAGAACGCAAGAUCUUUCUAGCGCCAAAGCUGUGGCUGAGCUUGUGACAGCGCAAAAGCAAGGCUCCAGACCUCUAUCAACUGUUC